GGUGGGGAGGGAGGCACUGCCCGACCCGACCCCACUCCUGCGCUCCUCCUCCUGCUGUGCCCGCCGGGACCACCAGGCUGCCAGCCGCCCGGCUCCCCAGGGCUGACAGCGGGUUGCUGCCCGAGCUGACGGGAGUAAAGGGGCAGAGAGAACUGAACUUCCACCUUCGGGACGGCAGCCUUCUCCUCGGCGCCAGCGCCUCGCUCCGCAAUCUGAGCGAGGAUGGAGGGCGCGACAGCCGCCGAGGCGCAUCCCACCAUGGGGGUCAAGAUCUUCUCAGCCGGAUUGGCGGCCUGUGUGGCGGAUGUGAUCACCUUCCCGCUGGACACGGCCAAAGUCCGGCAACAGAUUCAAGGUGAAUGCCCGACCUCCGGUGCCCCUAAGUAUAAAGGUGUCCUGAGAACAGUCAUCACUGUGGCAAAAACGGAAGGGCCACUGAAGCUCUACAACGGACUGCCUGCUGGCCUGCAGAGACAAAUCAGUUCUGCGUCUCUCAGGAUCGGGCUCUAUGACACCGCCCGGGAGUACUUCACCGAGGGCAGAGAAAGUAACCCUAAUUUAGGAGGCAAGAUCUUAGCUGGGCUGACGACUGGAGGAGUGUCUGUGUUCAUUGGCCAACCCACAGAGGUCGCGAAGGUCAGACUUCAGGCGCAGAGCCAUCUCUAUGGUCCGAAACCUCGCUACACUGGGACUUACAAUGCUUACAGAAUUAUAGUAACAACUGAAGGCUUGUCGGGCCUUUGGAAAGGAACUACUCCUAAUUUGGCAAGAAAUGUCACCAUCAAUUGUACAGAGCUAGUAGCGUACGACAUAAUGAAGGACACCCUUGUGAAAAAUGAAAUCCUUGCAGAUGACCUACCCUGCCACUUUAUGUCGGCUGUUUUCGCUGGGUUUUGUGCAACGCUUCUAUCUUCGCCAAUGGAUGUAGUGAAAACCAGAUUUGUAAAUUCCACACCAGGACAGUACAAGAGUGCGCACAAUUGCGCAAUGACAAUGUUCAUUAAGGAAGGACCAUCAGCUUUUUUCAAGGGGUUACUACCUUCCUUCUUGCGACUGGCAUCCUGGAACGUCAUUAUGUACGUGUGCUUUGAGAAGCUGAAACGAGAGUUGAUGAAGUCAGGACAGCCCGCGGACGGCGCCACAUGAGCGUCUUCAGGAAAAGGCUGGGACAUACCAGUGGGAGCCUUUGCCAACUGGAUGAUUAAAAAACGAGCAAAAAACUAUUCCCAUUAUUUCAGCCUAAAAAGAUAAAAGAAUUCUGGUAGAGUAGAAAAUUGUCAACUAUCCCCCCCGCCCCCCAAAUGAAAACUAAUACCUUUUCUUUCUUGUGACUUUUAUUCUGUUUUAAGGAGGGGAAAGCAAGACAUUCAGGACUCACUCUGGCAAAUGUAAUGUCCAGAUAAGUUACUGCAUUUGAUUUACCAUUUUGUGUGUGUGUGCGUGUGUGUGCAUGGAGAAGGGAGGUGGUUUAUGAUUGAAUAUGAGAAACUUGAACAUCUUAAUUAUAAUUCAAACUGAUGAAAAAGGGACAUUGAGUGAAGUGUCCUUUAUAUUUAUAAAUACUUAAAAAUGAGCAGUUACAAAAGAAAAUAUUACUGUUU
Molecule: messenger RNA, 1601 nt
Organism: Myotis brandtii (Brandt's bat)
Lineage: Eukaryota; Metazoa; Chordata; Mammalia; Chiroptera; Vespertilionidae
Gene: UCP1
Product: uncoupling protein 1 (mitochondrial, proton carrier)
Exons: 7
Coding region: 223-1146 (307 amino acids)
Biological process (GO): mitochondrial transmembrane transport; adaptive thermogenesis; response to cold
Cellular component (GO): mitochondrial membrane
Molecular function (GO): oxidative phosphorylation uncoupler activity
Source: RefSeq, a predicted model, not a curated record